Molecule: messenger RNA, 4355 nt
Organism: Pteropus alecto (black flying fox)
Lineage: Eukaryota; Metazoa; Chordata; Mammalia; Chiroptera; Pteropodidae
Gene: COL18A1
Product: collagen type XVIII alpha 1 chain
Exons: 40
Source: RefSeq, a predicted model, not a curated record
UGGCUGCAGCCGCCACGGCGGCACCUCCUGGACGUGCUAGCGCCCCUGGUCCUGCUGCUCGGGGUCCGCGGGGCCUUGGCAGAGCCAGAGAGCGUGGGCGCAGAAGUGGGGCUCCUGCAGCUGCUUGGGGAGCCCCCGCCCCAGCACGUCACCCAGGUCGACGACCCCGACGUGGGACCAGCCUACGUGUUCGGCCCAGACGCCAGCGGUGGCCAGGCGGCCCGGGCCCACCUCCCCAGCCCCUUCUUUCGCGACUUCUCGCUGCUGUUCUACGUGCGGCCGGCCACCGAGGGCGCGGGCGUGCUGUUCGCCAUCACGGACGCGGCCCAGGCGGUGGUCUCGGUGGGCGUGAAGCUGUCGGGCGUGCGCGACGGCCACCAGCACGUCCAGCUGCUGUACACGGAGCCCGGCACGGCCCAGACGCGCACGGCCGCCAGCUUCCGCCUGCCCGCCUUCACCGGCCAGUGGACGCGCCUGGCGCUCAGCGUGGACGGCGACACCGUGGCCCUGUUCGUGGACUGCGAGGAGCUGCAGAGGGUGCCCUUGGCACGGUCCCCACAGCGCCUGCAGCUGGAGCCUGGCGCUGGGCUCUUCGUGGCUCAGGCCGGAGCAGCGGACCCCGACAGCUUCCAGGGUGCGAUUGCGGAGCUGAGGGUGCGUGGGGACCCCCAAGUGAGCCCUCUGCACUGCCUGGAGGAUGACGACGACGAUGACCGUGACAGGGCCUCGGGAGACUUCGGCAGCGGGCUGCAGGGGAGUCCGGAGCUCGCUGGGGAGGAGGUGGGCAUGUCCUCACAACCCGGCCUCCCUGAGGCUCCACCCGCCACUUCUCCACCCUUGGCUGGAGGCAGCAACUCAGAAGAUUCCAGAACUGAAGAAACCGAAGAAGAAACUACAGCAUCCUCAUUAGGAGCCCAGACCCUCCCGGGCUCACAUACCGUCGUCACGGGGGACGGGAACGUCUGGAGCCCUGGGGACAGCCUGGAAGAGGACCCUGCAGGCCCGGUGGUGCAGGGCCCCGAUGCACGACUUGUCCCUGGGCCGCAGGGACCCCCAGGCCCACCAGGGAAGGAUGGUGCCCCCGGAAGGGACGGUGAGCCGGGUGACCCUGGCAAAGAUGGAAGACCCGGUGACACUGGGCCGCAGGGCUUCCCGGGAACCCCAGGAGACGUGGGCCCCAAGGGCGAGAAGGGCGAUCCCAGGGUUGGGCCGAGAGGACCCCCAGGACCCCAAGGGCCUCCAGGGCCACCAGGCCCCUCCUUCAGGCAGGACAAGCUGACCUUCAUCGACAUGGAGGGGUCUGGGUUCGGCGGUGACCUGGAGAGCCUCCGUGGCCCCAGAGGCUUCCCCGGCCCCCCUGGGCCCCCCGGCGUCCCAGGCCUGCCCGGACAGCCAGGCCGUUUUGGGGUGAACAGCUCGGCCACCCCAGGACCUGCAGGCCUGCCCGGCGUGCCUGGGCGGGACGGGCACCCUGGGCUCCCCGGCCCCCCGGGACCCCCGGGCUCUCCAGGACGAGACGGGCGACCGGGCGAGACUGGCCAGAAAGGCAGCCUCGGUGCAGAGGGAGCCCCGGGACCCAAGGGAAGCAAGGGGGACCCCGGCCCCAUUGGCGCGCCUGGGGUGAAUGGCCUGACAGGAGCCCCUGGACCAGCAGGACCCCCGGGCCCCCCCGGGCCCCCCGGGCCCCCGGGCCCAGGGCUGGCUGCAGGGUUUGAUGACAUGGAAGGCUCCGGGGGGCCCUUCUGGCCGACCGCCCGAGGUGCCGACGGGCUGCAGGGACCGCCCGGCCAGCCUGGAGCCAAGGGGGACCCUGGAAUAAUGGGGCCACCCGGGGCCAAGGGAGGAGCUGGAGCAGAUGGACCUCCGGGGUUCCCCGGCCUCCCGGGCAGAGAGGGCGCAGCUGGAGCCCAGGGACCGAAAGGAGAAAAAGGGACCCGAGGGGAGAAAGGUGACCCAGGCAAGGACGGAGUGGGGCAGCCAGGACCCCCUGGACCCCCCGGAAUCCCGGGACCCAUCAUCUACCUGUCGGAGCAGGACAUGGUGGCCGGUGCCCACGGGGCCAAGGUACGUGCCGCCGGCUGGGACGCGGCCGCCGAGUGCAGGUGGCCGUGCCCACUGACGCUGCUCUCCCUCCCGCAGGGCCAGCCGGGGUUCGCAGGCUUCCCCGGACCAGCCGGGCCAAAGGGAAACCUGGGGUCCAGAGGCCAGCAGGGCCCCCCGGGGGUGAAGGGCGAGAAGGGAGAGCCGGGCAUGGUCUAUGGCCCCGACGGCCGCGGGCUGGCCCCUGCCCACAAAGGAGCCAAGGGCGAGCCCGGCCCCCGAGGACCCCCGGGCCCGUACGGACGGCCUGGACACAAGGGAGAGAUCGGCUUCCCUGGACGGCCGGGUCGCCCCGGGAUGAACGGAUUCAAGGGGGAGAAAGGGGAGCCGGGAGACGCCAGCGUCGGAUUCGGGGUGCAGGGCCCGCCCGGCCCCCCAGGACCCCCCGGCCCCCCGGGCCUCCCGGGGACUCGGGUCUCACAGGGCUUCUGGGCUCAGAGACCCCUGGGCUCAGAGACCCCUGGGCGGGUGGUGGCCUCGGUUUCCAGAACGUCUCCCUCGACCGCCAGCUUUGCCCGUUCUUUGCAGGCGUUUAUGGAGUCUGGCCCCCCUGGACCUCCGGGACCGCCGGGUCACCAAGGGCCUUCUGGACCAAAAGGGGACAAAGGAGAAGUGGGCUCUCCCGGAGCUCCAGGGCAGUUCCCGCUCGACCUCUUCCAGCUGGGGUCCGAGAUGAAGGGAGAGAAGGGUGACCGAGGACACACCGGGCAGAAAGGGGAGAGGGGCGAGCCCGGGGCUGGCGGGUUCUUCGGCUCCAGUAUUCCCGGCCCACCUGGCCCACCGGGCUACCCUGGGAUCCCGGGUCCCAAAGGAGAGAGCACCCCGGGCCAGCCUGGCCCACCCGGACCUCGGGGACCCCCUGGCGUCGGCUACGAGGGGCGCCAGGGGCCUCCCGGCCCCCCGGGCCCCCCAGGGCCCCCAGGGCCCCCGUCCUUCCCCGGCCCUUACAGGCAGACUAUCAGCGUCCCUGGCCCUCCAGGCCCACCCGGGCCCCCAGGCCCCCCCGGAACCAUGGGCACCGCCUCAGGGGUGAGGAUCUGGCCCACGUACCAGACCAUGCUGGACAGGGUGCCUGAGCUGCCCGAGGGCUGGCUCGUCUUUGUGGCCGAGGGGGAGGAGCUGUACGUCCGUGUCCGGGACGGGUUCCGGAAGGUCCUGCUGGGGGCCCGGACACCACUGCCACGUGGGACGGACAACGAGGUGGCCGCCUUGCAGCCCCCGCUGGUGCAGCUGCACGAGGGCAACCCACACCCGCGGGGGCAGCUGCCCCCCUCCACGGCACGGCCCUGGCGGGCAGACGACGUCCUGGCCAGCCCCCCGCGCUGGCGAGACCCUCAGCCCUACCCUGGAGUCCCGCACUACAGCUCCUACGUGCAGCCCUGGCCGGCGCGCCCCACGGGCACCCCAGCCCACCCCCACCAGGACUUCCGGCCGGUGGUGAGUGGCCCCGGCCACGUGCCUGCCAGCCUGUGCUCGCAGGCAGGGUCCUCCGGGACCACCCUCUGGUGCUCGUUGGCGAGGCCUGUCCCUGCUUCUGUCCUGGGGGGGGACAGUGCCUGCGCGGUCCGCGGGGCCGACCUCCAGUGCUUCCAGCAGGCGCGGGCCGCGGGGCUGGCGGGGACCUUCCGCGCCUUCCUGUCCUCGCGCCUGCAGGACCUGCACAGCAUCGUGCGCCGGGCGGACCGCGCCAACGUGCCCGUCGUCAACCUCAGGGACGAGGAGCUGUUCCCCAGCUGGGGGGCCUUGUUCUCUGGCUCCGAGGCCCCGCUGAAGCCCGGCGCCCGCAUCCUCUCCUUCGACGGCAGAGACGUUUUGCAGCACCCCACCUGGCCCCAGAAGAGUGUCUGGCACGGCUCGGACCCCAGUGGGCGCCGGCUGACCGAGAGCUACUGUGAGACGUGGAGGACAGAGGCCGCAACAGCCACAGGCCAGGCGUCCUCGCUGCUGGCAGGCAAGCUGCUGGAGCAGAAAGCCGCAAGCUGCCACAACGCCUUCAUCGUCCUCUGCAUCGAGAACAGCCUCACGACCUCCUCCAAGUAGGGCUUCUGCUCACACGGACGGAAGGACGGACAGAUGGCCCGAGAGAAGGCCAGGUGGCAGGGGGAAGUGGAGAAACCCCCAAUGCAGAGAGCGUCAGCUGGCACCCAAGGGUGGGGCCGGCAGGGACGUGUUCCUGUGUGGUUCACAUUUCCUGUAAUCGUCCAGAAAUAAAAGGAAGCCAAAGAGUGUAUUUUUUAAAAAGUUUAAAACCCAAA